CACCAAGUCACCAUGAAGGCCCUGGUUUUCCUCGCUUUACUUGGAGCAGCACUGGCUGGGGACGAUGAAAGGAUCGUUGGAGGGUACGAGUGCCCCAGACACUCCGUGCCCUACCAAGCCUCGCUGAACGUCGGGUAUCACUUCUGUGGUGGAUCCCUCAUCUCCAGCCAGUGGGUUGUGUCUGCGGCUCAUUGCUACAAGUCUCGCAUCCAGGUGCGCCUUGGCGAGCACGACCUCGCCGUGAACGAGGGCACUGAGCAGUGGAUGGACUCGGCCAGGGUGAUCAGGCACCCGCAGUACAACAGCAACACCCUGGACAACGACAUUAUGCUCAUCAAGCUCAACCGCCCCGCAACGCUCAACAGCUACGUCCAGACGGUGGCGCUGCCCUCCCGCUGCCCCGUGGCUGACGAGAACUGCCUUGUGUCCGGCUGGGGAAACAUGGCCGCCCCUGGAGACAACUUCCCUGAUAGACUGCAGUGUCUGAGACAGCCAAUGAUUGAUGACAGAAUCUGCCAGAACGCCUACCCCCACCUGUUCACCCAGAACAUGCUCUGCUCUGGGUUCAUGCAAGGAGGAGCCAGCAGCUGCCAGGGCGACUCCGGCGGACCUCUGGUGUGCAGCGGUCAGCUGCAGGGAGUGGUCUCCUGGGGAUACGACUGUGCCAUGAGAGACCACCCCAGUGUCUACGCCCGUGUGUGCCGCUACAACGGCUGGAUCAGUAGUGUGAUGAGCAGCAACUAAGCGUUGACUGCGCGCACACAGGAGUGUGUACACACUCUCACCUAUACAUGUCUACGGGACCCAUUUUGUCAACGUGCUUGGGUGCAUAAACCAAACUGUUUAUUUACUUUUCAAUGUAUUAUUUUUCAAUUAACAGAAUAUUGUGGACAGCAUGGGUAGCGUGCACCCUUGUAGUUACAAGCCCUUGCUGUGAAGGGUAAAAAGCAGGGUUCGGGAAUGCAUGAUUAAAGUGAGUGGCAUUUAAGCUCCGGUUUUUCUGUGUUUAUUUUUUUUUUAUUGGAAUG
This is a messenger RNA of Gadus chalcogrammus (walleye pollock), 1028 nucleotides long. RefSeq names its product trypsin-3-like. The transcript has 5 exons. Gene Ontology annotation, biological process: proteolysis. The record is from RefSeq and is a predicted model, not a curated record. Gene Ontology annotation, molecular function: serine-type endopeptidase activity. NCBI's taxonomy places the organism in Eukaryota, Metazoa, Chordata, Actinopteri, Gadiformes, Gadidae. Bases 13 to 744 code for a protein of 243 amino acids.